CACACGCUCUGGCUGGGCCCAGAGGGAAGGUGAGAGGGAGAGAGGGUGGGGGGGUGUGGCACAGGGCCACCGAAGCGUAGCUCCUCCAGCCUGGUGAAUGGUGCCCCCGACUGCCACUGGCCCUGGAGGGAGCCGCCCUGCCUUCAACUGGAAGCCCCAAUCCGCAGCGAUCCCCGAGCCUCAUCCUUCUCUGUGCGAGCGUGUGCAGGCAUCCACACGGGUUCGCCGGCCCCGCUCAGCCCCGGGCCCGGCCAGGCGGCCAUGGCCGACGAGAAGACCUUCCGCAUCGGCUUCAUUGUGCUGGGGCUCUUCCUGCUAGCCCUCGGCACGUUCCUCAUGAGCCACGACCGGCCCCAGGUCUACGGCACCUUCUACGCCAUGGGCUGCGUCAUGGUGAUCGGGGGCGUCAUCUGGAGCAUGUGCCAAUGCUACCCCAAGAAUGAAGUGCACACCCCUGGAAACACAGGGGUGUCAGGCUGUGGGAGGAAGUGUGCCUCCCAUGACCAGAGUCUGCCUGACUUCAGCCACAUCCAGAUGAAGGUCAUGGGCUACCGUGAGGACCCUCGCCCGCUGCUGGCCCCCCAGCUGGGACAGCUGCAGCUGGGAGCCAGUGAUGGAGGAGAAGGUGGCCCCCAUGAUGCUCAGGGCUGGAUGGAGGCUGCAGUGGUCAUCCACAGGGCCUCAGAUGAGGACGAGGGAGAAAGCAACCUGACUCCGAGCAGGCCUGGGUGAGUCCUCUUUUAUUCUGGGUCAUUACUUCCUCCCAGUAGGAAAGCCUCUAUAGUGAGGGGUGCCCCUGGGCGCAUGCCCUCUGCUGUAACGUGGUCCCGCUAAUGGCCGCGAGACAGCAGACACGGCAAGGUGCCCCGUGUUCCUGCACCCUGCUUACUAAGGCAGGGGAGCAGGUGACCUGCAUCAGAAGGGCCGUCUGGGCAAACAGCUAAAAUAAAGUUUUCAGUGUUUUAAGGGGUCACUUUCACCUGCAAAUUCUUUUAUGUGAAACCACCCGUUCCCCCCCUGG
Molecule: messenger RNA, 1021 nt
Organism: Leptonychotes weddellii (Weddell seal)
Lineage: Eukaryota; Metazoa; Chordata; Mammalia; Carnivora; Phocidae
Source: RefSeq, a predicted model, not a curated record